Messenger RNA from Rhea pennata, 2378 nucleotides. RefSeq names its product RAS guanyl releasing protein 1 (gene RASGRP1). Gene Ontology annotation, cellular component: plasma membrane. Gene Ontology annotation, biological process: positive regulation of GTPase activity; Ras protein signal transduction. NCBI's taxonomy places the organism in Eukaryota, Metazoa, Chordata, Aves, Rheiformes, Rheidae. Gene Ontology annotation, molecular function: guanyl-nucleotide exchange factor activity; calcium ion binding. The transcript has 17 exons. Bases 1 to 2355 code for a protein of 784 amino acids. The record is from RefSeq and is a predicted model, not a curated record.
AUGGGAACCUUAGGGAAAAAGAAGGAGAAUCAGCAACCUGCCCAAGGAUGCAGCACUGCCCCCAAAGCAGUGCUUGAGCUGAAGCAAAUCAAUCACUCUCCCAGCCUUUCACAUCUUGCCCAAGUCACAAUGGUGCCUGUGGGGCACUUAGCCAAAGGGGCCACUUUGGAAGAUCUUCUUGAAACCUGCAUUCAGUCUUUUGAUUUAGAAGGAAAUGCAUAUCAGAACAACCAGCUGCUAAAGAUAAUUCUGACCAUGCAUCAAUUUAUCAUCUCCUCUGCGGACAUGCUCCAGAAACUCAUUGAUCUCUAUCUGAAUGCUUUAGAAAAUAAAUCUUCCAUGCUAUGUGUAAAGAUAUGCUAUUUUGUGAGGUAUUGGAUUACAGAAUUCUGGGUUAUGUUCAAAAUGGAUUCCAAACUAACCAAAACUAUGGAGGAAUUUCAAGAACUGGUAAAAGCUAAUGGUGAGGAGUUACAUUGUCAUCUAAUUGACACAACUCAAAUAAAUUCCAGGGAUUGGUCUAGAAAGCUAACACAGCGUGUGAAAGCCAACACCAGUAAGAAACGGAAGGUCUCCCUCCUUUUUGAUCACCUUGAGCCAGAGGAGCUCUCAGACCACCUCACCUAUCUUGAAUUCAAGUCUUUCAGAAGAAUAUCGUUCUCGGAUUAUCAGAACUACAUUGUGAACAGUUGUGUGAAGGAGAAUCCAACAAUGGAAAGGUCAAUUGCUCUUUGCAAUGGUAUCUCACAGUGGGUACAGCUAAUGGUGCUCAGCAGACCAACCCCACAGCUCCGGGCUGAAGUGUUCAUCAAAUUCAUUCAUGUUGCACAGAAACUCCACCAGUUGCAGAAUUUCAAUACAUUAAUGGCAGUGAUAGGAGGUCUCUGUCACAGUUCCAUUUCCAGACUUAAGGAAACGAGCUCUUACGUUCCUCAUGAUGUAAUUAAGGUGUUCAAUGAAAUGACAGAACUGCUUUCAUCUUACAGAAACUAUGACAGUUAUCGACGUGCCUAUAAUGAGUGUACUAGCUUUAAGAUUCCAAUCCUUGGUGUCCACUUGAAAGACCUGAUAUCACUUUAUGAGGCCAUGCCAGACUACUUAGAGGACAAAAAAAUUAACAUACACAAACUUUACUCUCUAUAUAAUCACAUAAAUGAGCUGAUACAACUCCAGGAAAUGCCUCUUCCUUUGGAGGCUAAUAUGGACCUUGUUCAUUUGCUUACACUGUCCCUUGAUCUUUAUUAUACAGAAGAUGAAAUCUAUGAGCUUUCAUAUGCACGAGAGCCAAGAAGUCACCGAGCUGCACCUUUGACACCUUCCAAACCACCAGUAGUUGCAGACUGGGCCUCGGGGGUAUCUCCAAAACCUGAUCCAAAAACCAUCAGCAAGCACGUUCAGAGAAUGGUGGAUUCUGUCUUCAAAAAUUAUGACCAUGAUCAGGAUGGAUAUAUUUCUCAGGAAGAAUUUGAAAAGAUUGCAGCCAGCUUUCCAUUCUCAUUUUGUGUAAUGGCUAAGGACUGGGAAGGUCUGAUUAGCAGGGAUGAAAUAACAGCAUACUUUAUGAGGGCUAGCUCAAUCUACUCCAAAUUAGGACUUGGCUUUGCUCACAGCUUCCAAGAGACCACUUACUUAAGGCCUACUUUCUGCGACAACUGUGCUGGAUUUCUAUGGGGAGUCAUUAAACAAGGAUAUAGAUGCAAAGACUGUGGAAUGAACUGUCACAAGCAAUGCAAAGACCUGGUUGUGAUAGAGUGCAAGAGAAGAUCCAAACCUGCAAUUGCAGAUAGCAGCCCCACAUCAGCUCUUGCUUCGAGCCUCUGCCCAGUAGGGGUCAAAGAGCAGUUCCAUGGGCAAGAAGAAGGACCCUUCACCUUUCCUAACGGAGAAGCAGUGGAACACAGUGAAGACAGCAAGGACCGAACCAUUAUGCUCAUGGGUUCUUCAGCUCAGAAAAUCUCAGUGAGACUGAAACCAGCUGUGGUUCAUAAGGGUACUCAGACUGAUCCCAUACUGUUGGCUAGUGAUGUAUCUCAUUGGCAAGCAGAGAAGAGCGAGCACACAAUGCCAGAAAAUAUUUACCUCCAGCCUGCUCCACAAUCUCCUUGUCCAAGCCCAGGUCUAAGUCGCAGAAAGGCAUACGUUAAAUGGGAAAACAAAGACUCUAGCCAGAAAAUGAAGGAACAUCACAGCUGUAAACCCUCAUGCCAAGAACUUGAGCAGGAAAUUAGUAUUCUAAAGGCAGACAAUGAAGCUUUAAAGAUCCAGCUUGAACAGGCACAUAAAACAAUUGAAUCUCUCACACUCCGGAGAAGAAAUCAUGUAGUGGACAACAUACAGCACCAAGACUGCUCCUAGCAGACAAGACAGGAAGUUUCCUA